AUGGAAGACCUUGACGCGUAUCGUGCCGCCUGUGCCAACCGGAUUCGUCGUCUCGAAAGAUACAAGAAGGCUCGAAGCUUCUGUAGUCUGGAGACCGAGGAACCAACGUCUUCUUCUCCGUCUGUGAGCCCGAAUUCAGAUGCACAAAGUGGUGAUGGAUCUUCCACAUUCGAUAUGAUUCGCGAGAAGAUGUUCUCUUUGAUGGAGAACGACAUGACCCUGCUGAAGCAACUCCUUCAACUCGGCGAUCAAAUUAGCGAGAUCAAAAAGGAACGACUGCGAAGGACAAUGUCACAAAACAGUUUGGAAUACGAUGAAGAGGAUGAAAAAGAGGACAAAUUCGACUCUGAUCAGCAUGGAUUCUCGGCUUCAAUGAGCGCAGUUACCAAUUUAUAUGUGGAUGAUAACGUCCACAAUUCUUCUCUCGUCAGAAUUCCGUUCUUCGUAUUCCGAUUCCACCAAGAAGCAGUAACCGUUUCGGACCGAGACGUAACUCUUCAUGUGAAUAGUGAUGAUUCGGAUAGUGGCUCAACUGGAAGCAAAACUCAUUCUCCAAGCAGUUCGGUUUCUAACGCAUCCACCCUGAUUCUUCCAUCAAAGACUACCAAGAAUCGAUCUUCAAACUCUUCCAUCGAUUCUGGCAUCCGGGAUGAGGAUCAAAUGACCCCUUCUCCAACAUUCGAAAGUGUUGUCAUUUGA
Caenorhabditis briggsae is the source of this 699-nucleotide messenger RNA. The transcript has 6 exons. NCBI's taxonomy places the organism in Eukaryota, Metazoa, Nematoda, Chromadorea, Rhabditida, Rhabditidae. The record is from RefSeq and is a predicted model, not a curated record. Bases 1 to 699 code for a protein of 232 amino acids.